This is a messenger RNA of Pongo pygmaeus (Bornean orangutan), 2964 nucleotides long. RefSeq names its product BORA aurora kinase A activator (gene BORA). Gene Ontology annotation, biological process: regulation of mitotic nuclear division; activation of protein kinase activity; regulation of mitotic spindle organization. Lineage: Eukaryota; Metazoa; Chordata; Mammalia; Primates; Hominidae. The transcript has 12 exons. The coding region runs from base 93 to 1952 and encodes 619 amino acids. Gene Ontology annotation, molecular function: protein kinase binding. The record is from RefSeq and is a predicted model, not a curated record. Gene Ontology annotation, cellular component: cytoplasm; nucleus.
AUUUGGAGCCUCGUUCCUCUGCGCGGAACGUGGAGCGAGGAGUUGCUAUUCGAAUUUCCUACGCGGCCUCCGUGCGAUUGGCUGGUUCGCGGAUGGCGGGACGACACGAUUGGCUAGUCGCUCACAAGCCCCGUGCCCUGGUUGGCCCAAGACAGCGCGGAAGCGGGGAGUUAAAGAGUCUGUGCCUGUCGUGGAAGCUGGCCUGGCCCCCGGAGCUCCCUGGAGUCGGUACUGGGGGCUUCGUUUUGUACGCACCGUUUUCUCUCUGUGCUAUGGGAGAUGUCAAGGAAUCAAAGAUGCAAAUAACACCAGAAACUCCAGGAAGGAUCCCUGUUUUAAAUCCUUUUGAAAGUCCUAGUGAUUAUUCUAAUCUCCAUGAACAAACUCUCGCCAGUCCUUCUGUUUUUAAAUCAACAAAAUUACCAACUCCAGGGAAAUUUAGAUGGUCUAUUGAUCAACUAGCUGUAAUAAAUCCUGUAGAAAUAGACCCAGAAGAUAUUCAUCGUCAAGCUUUAUACUUAAGUCAUUCUCGAAUAGAUAAAGAUGUGGAAGACAAAAGACAAAAAGCCAUUGAAGAGUUUUUCACUAAAGAUGUCAUCGUACCCUCUCCUUGGACUGAUCAUGAAGGGAAACAGCUUCCACAGUAUCAUUCCAGUAAAUGCACUAACAUAAAUAAUGACUCUCCAAUUGGAAAAAAGCUGACCAUUCAUUCUGAGAAAAGCAAUGCUGCUUGUCAGACAUUGCUGUCUCUUCCUGUGGAUUUUAAUUUAGAAAAUAUAUUAGGUGACUAUUUUAGAGCUGAUGAAUUUGCAGAUCAAUCUCCUGGAAACCUCAGUUCUUCAUCCCUCAGAAGAAAGCUGUUUUUAGAUGGGAACGGAAGCAUCUCCGACUCCUUACCUUCGGCUUCUCCCAGAAGUCCUCAUAGUGGUGUUCAAACAUCACUAGAGAUGUUUUAUUCAAUAGAUUUGUCUCCUGUAAAGUGUAGAAGCCCCUUGCAGACACCAAGUUCGGGGCAGUUUUCUUCUAGCCCUAUUCAGGCUAGUGCAAAAAAAUACAGCUUGGGAAGCAUAACUAGUCCUUCGCCUAUUUCUUCACCCACUUUCUCACCAAUUGAAUUUCAGAUAGGAGAGACUCCACUCUCAGAACAAAGGAAGUUUACUGUUCAUUCUCCUGAUGCUUCAUCUGGAACAAAUUCUGAUGGGAUAACUAAUCCGUGUAUCAGAAGUCCUUAUAUAGAUGGCUGCUCGCCAAUUAAAAAUUGGUCUCCUAUGAGACUUCAGAUGUAUAGCGGUGGUACUCAGUAUCGGACCUCACUGAUUCAGAUACCUUUUACUCUUGAGACUCAAGGUGAAGAUGAGGAAGAUAAAGAGAAUAUUCCUUCCACAGAUGUCUCAUCACCAGCCAUGGAUGCUGCUAGAGUACACCUACGGCAGUUUAGUAAUGAGGCUUCUACACAUGGUACACGUUUGGUUGUGACUGCCAUGUCUGUUACACAAAAUCAGUCCAGUGCUUCUGAGAAAGAAUUAGCACUGUUGCAGGAUGUUGAAAGGGAGAAAGACAAUAACACUGUGGAUAUGGUUGAUCCUAUAGAGAUAGCAGAGGAGAACACUUGGAUUAAGGAGCCGGUUGAUAAUGGCAGUUUACCCAUGACUGAUUUUGUGAGUGGCAUUGCCUUCAGUAUUGAAAACUCUCAUAUGUGUAUGUCACCUCUUGCUGAAAGCAGUGUCAUUCCUUGUGAAAGCAGUAACAUUCAGAUGGAUAGUGGCUAUAAUACGCAGAAUUGUGGAAGCAAUAUUACGGAUACAGUUGGGGCAGAAAGUUACUGCAAAGAAAGUGAUGCACAAACAUGUGAAGUUGAGAGUAAAUCUCAAGCAUUUAAUAUGAAGCAAGACCACACAACACAGAGGUGUUGGAUGAAAACAGCAAGUCCUUUUCAAUGCAGCAGUCCAUAGAAUACCUCUGUCACAAUCAAAGACUAAGCUUAAGAGUUCCUUGCAUAUGUCGUUGUGCACAGGAUCAAUGUGAUGGUGACUGGGAAAAAAUUACUUCAAGUAACAUGCUUAGCUUUCCCUCCUUAAUGUGAAAAAUCAAGGGCUUACUGACAUAGGAACAACAGAAAUGCUCCUGGAACUUCAAGUUGCUGAAUUAUAAGUUUAUUUUUUAUCAAUAAAUAUUUUUAUACUUACAUUGAGUGAUGUGUUUAACAACAAAUUGUGACAGAGCUGAGUGCUCCUAUCUUACAGGGUCAAUGAACUACUUAUUAAGCCUUACUGAUAGCACUGAAUUUAGCAGUUCUGAGAACAUGUGAAACUAUGUUAAAACUGAAGGCACUAUAUAUUUUUACAUAAAAGCUUGAACAUACAGAUGAAUUAUAACCUAUGUGAAGAAAUCUUAGAUAUAAAACUAAGUUAUCAAAGAUACAAAAAGGGAAAUUAAACAGGUUUCCUGAAAUUUUAGUUCUUGAACUGUCUGUUCACCUCUGUGGGGAAAAUUCUUAGUUCCAGUGAUAACUGUUCUAGUUACUACUUUUAAGUAUGUAAAUACUAGAAAGGUAGUACUAGUGACAUCAUCACAUGUAUUGUUAUCUAUGGGGCAAAUGUGUGGUGCCCAGAAUGAAAUAUACCUCAUGCCUAGGGUAGGGACAUCCUUUCCAGCUCAAACGUGAGUAGGGAUGUGGGAGAAUUAAGAAUGUAGGAGAACCAAGAGAAAAAGUGGGGCUGGGAGAGUGGAGUUCCUGUAGGACGUAGGCCUGUGAAGUAACACUGGGGCAGAUAUGUAUGUUAUAUACAACUAUUUUUUUAAAAAACUUAUAUCCAUGUUGGGAGUAGAUGGGUAUAUAACAGUUUGGAAAUACUAUCUUUGGAGAAUGUAUUUUUGUAUUUAUAAAUCAACUUUUAAAAACUGUCUCAUUCAAAAGGGAAUAAUUCAUAUGUACCCUGAGGAAAUAAAGACCUAUGUUAUCAA